AUGGAAAAGGGACUUACUAUAGUUCAUAAUAAAAUAAAAAGAAGAGAAAUAGAUAAGUCCAAAAAUAAAAAUAUUAAUAUAGUAGAAAAUUAUGACUUAAAAAAUCACAAGAAUGGCGGAUAUAAUAAUAAUGACGAUAAAAAAAUUAAUAACAAAACUACAAAAAAUAAUAAUAAUAAUUCAGAAGUAAAAAAUUAUUCUAAUCUUGAAAAUGAUUCUUUUUGUUAUGAGUGUUAUCAUGGAGGGAAUUUAAUUUGCUGUGACAAUUGCAUUCGAUCUUAUCACAUAUAUUGUGUAAGCGAAUCGGACAAACCACAGCCAAGUUUUAAUUACUGGUUUUGCCCCUUAUGCAAGAGAAAUGGUGUAUCUUUUGGUAUCCCAUUGAAAAGAAAGAAAAAAAUACGAACACUUAGUACACUAGGGAAUACACAAGAAAAGGUGAAACAAAAAAGCGAGGGAACAAAAUAUGCGGGAGAGAUCAAUGUAGGAGAGAAUUAUCAAGUCUCCAAUGUUUCUACAUUUUUUUUAAACAGCCAUUCGGAACAGUAUGACGAGGUCAGCAAAUCAGAGCUAGUUUAUUCGCCAUAUUUACUCGAAAGAAUGAAAGAAAGUUUUUUGUGUGAAGGGCAAUAUGAAUUAGUAAUAAAAAAUGAUUAUGAGCUAGCUAUUUUUAUAAAAGAGUUAGCAAAAAAUUGGAAAUGCCAAUUAGGAUGGCAUCCAUUUACUCCUGAAUAUGCAUUUAAAAUUUUACAUCGUGUGGAUUACAAUCCUAAAAGAGCUAUAGAACUUUUAAAAAGUUCUGACUUUAACUUUUUGGAAAUAUGUGACCCACCAAUAAGAAAAUAUGAAAAUAAAUGGAGACCCAGAGAUAAAAGGGGGCAAAUAUCAGACUCUCCAUAUCCCUCAUCGGAAUUACUACAAAGCUACAUAAAACGAUCAGUAAAUAUUUCUGUGAAUGAAAAAAAAUAUAACUAUUAUUCAAAUGGUAAAAAUAAAAAUUAUUGUGAAAUAAAUAAGAAUAAUAUAAUUGAAUCUAGCUACCCCCAUGAACGAACAAGAAAUGGAUUAAGAAAAGAAAUCGAAGAUGAUGAUGAAUCUGUAGAUAUAGAUGAGAUUGAAGAGGAGUUUAUUGAUGAGGUAGGAAAGAAUGAAAUAGACGAUGAUGAAGAUUAUUAA
Plasmodium vinckei vinckei is the source of this 1176-nucleotide messenger RNA. Its product is annotated as phd finger protein, putative. The record is from RefSeq and is a predicted model, not a curated record. NCBI's taxonomy places the organism in Eukaryota, Apicomplexa, Aconoidasida, Haemosporida, Plasmodiidae. The transcript has 7 exons. The coding region runs from base 1 to 1176 and encodes 391 amino acids. Gene Ontology annotation, biological process: negative regulation of DNA-templated transcription. Gene Ontology annotation, molecular function: transcription corepressor activity.